Anoplopoma fimbria (sablefish) is the source of this 4499-nucleotide messenger RNA. RefSeq names its product mucolipin TRP cation channel 1a (gene mcoln1a). Gene Ontology annotation, molecular function: NAADP-sensitive calcium-release channel activity. The transcript is spliced from 15 exons. Bases 107 to 1870 code for a protein of 587 amino acids. Gene Ontology annotation, cellular component: lysosomal membrane; plasma membrane. NCBI's taxonomy places the organism in Eukaryota, Metazoa, Chordata, Actinopteri, Perciformes, Anoplopomatidae. The record is from RefSeq and is a predicted model, not a curated record.
UGACCUGCUGGCACUUGAACGCAGCGCGGCGUGGUCACGUGGUGUGGAGUCACAUGACCCGACAGGAACAGAGAGAGGAAGAGAGGAAGAGAGGACGGACGACGUCAUGGCUGCGACACGGCACGAGCGCUGCUCAGAACGAGAAGGUCUGUCCAGCUCAGGGACUCACUACGGCUCCACAGAGAGCAGCGGGGAGCACGACCACCUGAGUAACAACCAUGGCAACAACCACAGCCACCACCUGUUUCCCACGGCGACGGCAGGUCACUGGGUCGGGGCCGAUCGGGAAGAGGAGGCCAUUCGCAGGAAGCUGAAAUACUUCUUCAUGAGCCCUUGUGAUAAAUAUUACGCCAAAGGUCGCAAGCCUUACAAGCUGAUCCUGCAGCUGCUCAAGAUCGUUAUUGUCACGGCUCAGUUGGUGCUGUUUGGACUCAGUAACCAGGUGGUGGUGACCUUCAAGGAGGAGAACACUGUGACCUUCAAGCACCUCUUCCUCAAAGACUACGACGAGUCGUCAGACGACUCCUUUGCCGUUUACACACAGAACGACGUCUACGACCACAUCUUCUACGCCGUGGAGCAGUACCUGGCCUUACCAGAGACCACGGUGGGACGCUAUGCAUACGUCUACCACGAGAACGGCAGCGCGCUCUCCCUCUGCCAGCAGUACUACAAGAAAGGAAGCAUCGACCCAGCCAAUGACACCUUCAGCAUAGACCCUCACAUCAUCACAGAAUGUGUAGGUGUGGACCCGCCGGCGAUCCCUCAUCCUCCGCUCACCAGCAGCUACAGGAACUUCACCCUCAAGUUCCACAAGCUCAUAAACGUCACCAUUGAGUUCCAGCUGAAGGCGAUCAAUAUACAGACUAUCAUCAACAAUGAGAUCCCAGACUGCUACACGUUCCACAUAAAGAUGGUCCUGGACAACAAGGCUCACAGCGGCAAAGUGAAGAUCUGGUUAGAAAACCAGGCGUCAAUAAAGGAGUGUAAAGACCCGAGCGUCUCUGGACACGCUGAGAACUACACGCGUUUGGCGUUCGAUGUCGCCGUGGCUCUGGUGUGCAUGCUGUCACUGCUGCUGUGUGGACGCUCCAUACUGCGAGGCUUCAUGCUGCAACUGGAGUUUGUGCAGUUCUUCAGGGAUAACUUGGAUCGUAAAGUGUGCUGGGCGGACCGGAUGGAGUUCAUAAACGGAUGGUACAUCCUCCUCACCGUCAGCGACAUCUUCACCGUCACCGGCAGCAUCAUCAAAAUCGGCAUUGAGUCCAAGACUAUGUCCUCAUAUGACCUGUGCGGCAUCCUGUUGGGGACCUCCACGCUCUUGGUGUGGGUCGGAGUGAUUCGCUACCUCACAUUCUUCCAGAAGUACAAUAUCCUGAUCGUGACGCUUCGAGCAGCGUUCCCCAACGUGAUCCGGUUCUGCUGCUGCGUGGCCGUCAUCUAUCUGGGCUACUGCUUCUGCGGCUGGAUCGUCCUGGGACCGUACCACGUCAAGUUCCGUUCUCUGUCCAUGGUGUCAGAGUGCCUCUUCUCCCUCAUCAACGGGGACGACAUGUUUGUGACGUUUGCGGAGAUGCAGGAGAGCAGCACUCUGGUGUGGCUGUUCAGCCAAGUCUACCUGUACACCUUCAUCUCCCUCUUCAUCUACAUGGUGCUGUCGCUGUUUAUCGCUCUCAUCACUGGAGCCUACGAGACCAUCAAGCACCAAAUACAAGAACCCAUCCACAUCACAGACCUGCAUGCCUUCAUAGCAGAGUGUAGGGACACACCAAACUCAGGGAAGUUCAGAGGUCUGGAGACCUCGCCAUGCUCCUUCCUCUGCUGCUGUGACAGAACGACGACGUAUGAGGAUGUCCUGCUGGUGAACUGAAGUUGACCUCAGUGACCUCAGAAGCCUCACCAUCCCCCCCUGCUGACCAAAGGGGUACACUGCACGCUCCUGCCGCCCAUCGUCUCUGUACCAACAUGCUGUAUUUGGGUCAAACCUCAUCGUGAGUCACCAUCAGCUGGACCAGCGCUCUGUAGAAGGACUGUGUAACAACAGUCUCCUUAUUGGAUCUCUUGUAUUUCCUUUCAAUGAUGAAGCAAGACAGGACUCGGCAGCCUCAUGGACGACUUACGCACAAACGCUUCUCUGUUCCUCGUUGGUUUUCAAUGUAAAACAGUAACUUUUCUAAUUUAAUGUCGCACGAUGCUGAACCAGGAGCAGAAAGAUGCUACCUGGGCACAGGUGCCAUGAUGAGGACUGGAGGAGAGCAUACAUGGUGCUGACUGUUUUUAUUUUUGUCUGUUUUUUAUUUUUAUUUUAUAGUAUUUCAAAAAAGUUACCUGUUGAGGACAGGGCACUUAUACAGCUCACAAAACAACUUUAAAUUCAAACGAAUCCACAACAGGACAUGUCAAUUCACACAGAAUGAGGUGAGAAUCCACCUUGUUGUAAUCUGUCUUUUUUGAGACAAUCAGGGAGAUGGCUACCUCCAAAAAUGUCAGAAAACAGGACCACAAGCAGAGGUUUCAGGUGUGGAGUUACUUUGUUUUCCUCUCCCGUGAGCUGCACCUUCAGUGUAAAGUUUCAACCUUUAGCUGCGUUGUACUGCACAAGCAUUAUGUUGCCUUUAAAUGUGAAUACUAGUGUACUGCUGUAGCAGACUGUGUGUGAUAUCUAUUGCAUUUAUCUGAGUAACGAUCAAUAUAAUGCCGCUAAUGAAGCACUCAACAUUACCUGCUUAUAGCUGUCCUCCAGACUUGUAAACAUGUCUCUUUAACAGUGUUAAAGUAAGUCAAUGGACUAAGAGAGGUAGAGCUCUGAUGGCAGGACAUAAACUGUAUCUGACCUGUUCUAAGAGAAACAUGACUUGAAUCUGCUGACGGAGUGGAGCAGGGUUUAGUGAAGAUAACAAGAAGACAACUUAAUGAUGCUGGCUCAAACAUAUUUUCAUCUCCGUAAUAAUGUCCUUGUCAUACUGAAUCAUGCUUUUAAGUCAGUUUGUUGUAUUUGUAAUGAUGUCUCUGUCCCAGUGACUGGAACUUCAGUAGACGCUUGAAUCUCGUUUUUUCUUUGUACCGCAUAAAACGCACAAUAUCUAAAAGAAGUUUCACAGAAAACAGUUUCCUACAUUAAGGGGAGACGAUCUCUGGUCCAAGAAGUAACAAGUUAAUAGAUGUGAGGUGACAGUAUUUUUUCAGUCAUCUUAAAUUUUGUCUAAUAAACCAGCAGUGUCACAUUCAAAAUAAAUAGGCUGUUUGGGAUCUAGAUGGCAAACAUGUGCCAAACCUAUCAAAGGCCUUCAUUUUGAAGGACAUGUCAUGCACUUAUAUAUUAUCUAUUAUAACCUAGUACCUGUACCUUUCUACAGUUUGAUGUUUUUGUUAUACAAAGGAUUUGCACUUGAAAAAAAUACAAACUAAAGUAAUCUACUUGGUGUCAUAUGUAUCACCAAUCUAUUGAUUUACGUUUCCCGGAUCAUCUUUGAUAUUAAAACCAAGUUUUGUUUCAUUUUGUAUCAUGCUCUUCACACACAACUUAAAGGGAGAGUUCACCUCAAAUUAAAAAAAAUGGCGCUUUGAGCACCAAUAGUGUCAUAUCGUCCCAUUAUAUUGUAGAGAAGGCAGACGGCCAAUAUUACUUUACGGCCAAUAUCUCAAAAACAAAUGGCCAACUGACUUAUUCAUAAUGAAAAUGGGAAUUAUUUUCGUAAAUUUUGUAAUGUCAAUAAGGUGCCAGCGUGCAUUAAAAAACAACUUCUAAAUAGAUUAAUAGAGCUUCUUUAUCAAAAAUAGUCUCCGACAGAUGGGCGAGCUAAGCUCUUUCAAAUAUAACCAAAGCAUUUACAACUGGAAUGCAGUUGCUUAUAUAAAGUGCAGUAAAAUAUGUGAUUUAUAUAGGCCUACUGUCAAUCUUUGUGCAAAGUAAUUAAUAAACCAUGUUAAUACGUCAGUUAAUUUUAACAUAAAGAAUUUAACAGAACGAUUAACAGAUCAUUUUAUCUGAUAAACAUAAUUAAUGUUUGUUUAAUAACUGUCAUUUUGCAAACGUAUCCCUGACUUAGUCCCUUGACACUUGGUGCAGUUCCUCUUGUUGUCAGAAGAGGGAGUUCAUGUGUCUGGAUACUGAUCCAUGCAACCCUGUACUCAAGAACUACUAGUCUAUUGCUCUACUUUGUUGCCAAGUGAGAAAAAAAAAUCACAUGCAGGUUUUAAAACACACUAUGAUUCUUGUUUUUCACAAUUAAACCCUUCCAUCCGACACAUAGCCAAACACAGCCGUUGUGAACGCCGGGCACGUUUUAGUUGAGACGCUGCAGCACAGACCUCUCAUAGAAAGCAACUCUGAGCUUCUUUUUUUUCUUCUUCCCCAGAACAGUCCUUUAUGAUGACAUCAUUUCCUGGUUAUUGAACUUGGCAGCUGAUGUAGCACAUCGCUGCCUUCUAACCACUUAACCCAACAUCACCAUACACAAUGCACUGCUCUAACAGCGCCUCGGUGGAUCACAAGAGGC